UUCAGCGUCACCAUAUUACAGCCCGCCGUACUCAAGUCGAAGUUUCGGGUAUACAAACGAGCAUGGCGAAGGAUUCCGGAGAAGGCGAACCGGUAGCUCGCACCUUGGUCUUAGACCUCAUCGAAGGAGUCCUCGUGCCUCCGAGGUCAUUCCGUAGGGACGUGCUCAGAGGCGCCCUGAUGUACGAGGCGCGCCCCGACGACAUCUUCCUGGCGACUUACCCGAAGACAGGAGCCACCUGGACCCAGUACACCCUAUGGUUCCUACUGAACCUGGACAACGACAAGCAGUCGCUAAUACCGACGUUCUCAGACAUCAUAACCAAGCAUUCGCCAUUCCUUGAACUGGUGGGUCGAAAAGUCGUCGAAGCCACCCCACCGCCUCGAGUCAUCAAGCACCACCUCACCUUCACCAUGUCACCAUACCAUCCCAAAGCGAAGUACGUCACCAUCGUGCGUAACCCGUUCGACUGCGUCGUCUCCUUCUACCACCACUGCAUGGGAGACCGGGUCAACCUGGGGAUGCGUGAGGACACGACGUUCGACGAGUUCUUCGAAGACUUCAUGGACGGCCACGUACUGUUCGGCCAUUACUUCGAGCACGUCCUCUCCUGGUACGCCCACAGGAACGACCCGAACGUCUUCUUCUUCUACUACGAGCGCUUCAAGAGCGACCCCAAGAAGACGGUGCUCGCAUUAGCCAAGUUCAUCGACGAGUCCAUCUGGCAGAAGUUACGCACGAACAAGGCGCUUCUGAGCGGCUUGUUAGAGCGCAUCUCUUUCGUCAACCUCAAGUCGGGCGUCAAGAUAGAAGGUGACGUCCACCAUGCGCUGACCAAUCACGAUGAUCACGAUGGCAAAGGUGACGAAACAACAGAUGAAAAGAAGGGGACCGGAAAAGCUUCAGAUGGUAACGACCCUGCCAAAUGUACAGAGACGCCAGAGAAAGAAGAGAUGGUGGCCUUGGCCAACUUCUUCCGCAAGGGUCAGGUUGGUGACUGGAAAAGCUACCUGAAGCCCGAACAAGAGAAGCGUCUUCGAGAAGUGUACGAAAAGCGCAUGCGCGGGACGGAGAUGUGGGACGUAUGGAAGGAUUACUUGGGUUACAACGACUGAGAAAUGGCCGCUGGCAGCGUUCUCUAGCCAGCAUCCUAGUCGAGCACGGAUGCAGAAAACUAAGCUAAGUACUGUACUUUUAGAACUCCGAAGUGUGAAGUUAGGCAUCAUAACGACGAGAAACCAAUUUCCAGCGCUUAAGUACUCACCACGCGGAUCGCGCACGGCCUUCUCAAAGACCACAAUUUCCCAGUCGCAUGUCUGAAC
Molecule: messenger RNA, 1322 nt
Organism: Rhipicephalus microplus (southern cattle tick)
Lineage: Eukaryota; Metazoa; Arthropoda; Arachnida; Ixodida; Ixodidae
Product: sulfotransferase 1C2
Molecular function (GO): sulfotransferase activity
Source: RefSeq, a predicted model, not a curated record